This is a messenger RNA of Ostrinia nubilalis (European corn borer), 1250 nucleotides long. RefSeq names its product circadian clock-controlled protein daywake-like. The transcript has 5 exons. The coding region runs from base 92 to 847 and encodes 251 amino acids. NCBI's taxonomy places the organism in Eukaryota, Metazoa, Arthropoda, Insecta, Lepidoptera, Crambidae. The record is from RefSeq and is a predicted model, not a curated record.
GCCGGAGGCUUCACAGUUGGUGCCGGGCUCUUGAGAGAAAAACUCAUUGGCGGAUUAAUUAAAUUAAAUAAUAAUCAAGAGCAGCAGCACCAUGCAGUCGACCUUAAGUUUUGUGAUCCUAGGCCUUUUCUGCAUCGCCUUCGGAGAUGAUAAAGUGUUUAUACCGCCCUACAUCCAAAGAUGUGACAUAGACGAAGCCAAUUUGACGGAUUGCGUGAGAGAGCAGAUAGUGAACAGCCUCCCACACUUCACCAAAGGAGUUCCCGAGCUGAACGUACCCUCGCUGGACCCUGUCAAGCUGGACGACAUCAAGAUCGAUGGGAACGGACUGCUCCUGAAGUUCACUGAAGCCGCUAUGCACGGGCUUAGCAACGCUGAGCUUACAGAUCUAAAAUUGAAUCUUGGAGAGCUCGACGAAGAAUUUUCCUUGUCGUUUAAAUGCAAUUUCAGUUUAACUGCUCAAUACGAGGUGGAUGGUCGCAUUCUAAUUCUACCAAUUAAAGGAAAAGGAGAUGCUUUUGUAUAUGCACAGGGAGUUCAAGUACGAAUCGACAGCAAACUCAUUCACGUGAAGAACAGCAAGGGCGAGCACUUCAAACUGGUCACACCCAUGUACAAAUAUGACAUCGAGCGCACCACAUUCGACUUGAAGAACCUAUUCAAUGGCAACAAGCAAUUGGCGGAGACUACUCUUAAAUUCGCUAACGAAAACUGGAGACAGCUUAUGGACGAACUAGCGCCGCCAGCGAUCAAGCAAAUCGUCAUCACCUGUGUUAAAGCGAUGAACAAAUUCUUCGCGAACGUCCCGAUCGGAAAAAUGGUCAUAGGCUACAAAGACCGGCUAUAAUGUGAUAAAGAUAUUAUAUUAUAGUUAAUUAAAUUUAAGUACCUAAUGUUAACAGGUGUGGUAUACGUCAAAGUAUCUUACGACUGCAUUCAUGCGAUGUGAAAGCUAUUUAUUUUAUUGAGAUGAUUUUACUUCAUUAAAAUCAUAAUCGUUCAUUUACUAAUUUAAUGCAUCUUGUUUUUGUUUGGCAAAGUAUUACAAAUGGAUUACCAUUAAAAUACAUGUCAGAACUUCACAAAAGAUGGAACUACAGUUUAAAAGGCAUGGAAUGCAGUUUCACUGUGAUACAAUAAAAUAUUACAUAAUUGGUAUAUACUCAAGUUCGCACAAUUGUAUGUUAAUAAUUGAUUGUUAGUGAGACUUUUUAUUGUUAAAAAGUAACAAUAAAUGCUUUUUAAACAUC